Messenger RNA from Nannizzia gypsea CBS 118893, 1038 nucleotides. Its product is annotated as acetolactate synthase small subunit. The coding region runs from base 1 to 1038 and encodes 345 amino acids. The record is from RefSeq and is a predicted model, not a curated record. Gene Ontology annotation, biological process: branched-chain amino acid biosynthetic process. Gene Ontology annotation, molecular function: acetolactate synthase regulator activity. Lineage: Eukaryota; Fungi; Ascomycota; Eurotiomycetes; Onygenales; Arthrodermataceae. Gene Ontology annotation, cellular component: mitochondrial nucleoid; acetolactate synthase complex. The transcript has 2 exons.
AUGGCCUCCAAAGCUCUCUGUCGCGGCCAAUUGCGCCGGGCAUGGGUUGCAGGCGAGAAUCCAUGUCAGCGUCUAAGCUUAAACAGCUAUCAUCACCAAAGAUACCACCAGCAGCAGCACCAGUAUCAGCACCAGCGGCAGAUCAGGCUGUCAUCCAGCUCGACAUCUGCCCUUGCAUACAAAGCUCUUCACAGGCGCUCGCCUCCUCCGCUCCCGGUCUCUGAUACAUCGCCGCAAUGGUCAGCUCCCGCCGCAGUGUCCUCCAUUCUUUACGAGACCCCUGUUCCGUCGACAAAACCUCCGAAGCGCCAUGUGCUCAACUGCCUUGUUCAGAACGAACCCGGUGUGCUAUCCCGAAUUUCCGGUAUCCUAGCAGCGCGAGGCUUCAACAUUGACAGUCUUGUCGUAUGUAAUACUGAAGUUGAGGACCUGUCAAGAAUGACCAUAGUGUUGCGCGGCUUGGAUGGUGUUGUCGAGCAGGCUCGUCGUCAGCUGGAUGACCUUGUUCCGGUCUGGGCUGUCCUCGAUUAUACAGACUCUGCUCUCGUCCAGCGUGAGCUACUGUUGGCGAAGGUCAGCAUUCUGGGCCCUGAGGUCUUUGAAGAGCUGCUUCAGCAUCACCAGGAAAUGUCUACCCCCGAAAGUGAUACCAAUAACAUAUCCUCAGAAGAAGCUCAACAUCGAGAAAUGCACAAAGUGGACGGAUCUCUUUCAGAAAUUGCAGACUAUCAUCCAAACAAAUUAGCGGCCAGUGAGGCUCUUCGACACAAGCAUGAGCACUUGGAGGCUAUUACUCAUCUGACGCAUCAGUUCGGAGGAAAGGUGCUGGAUAUUAGCACCAAUAACUGCAUCGUUGAACUCUCCGCAAAACCCAGCCGUAUCAACUCGUUCCUUAAGCUUAUCUCGCCUUUUGGCAUCCUCGAGUCUACUCGAACUGGUCUCAUGGCUCUACCCCGUUCUCCCUUGACCUCGCCUGCUGAGGAGGUCGAAAAGGAGGCUGCUGAUAUAGUCGAUACAAGCACCCUACCACCUGGCUAA